Molecule: messenger RNA, 6013 nt
Organism: Zootoca vivipara (common lizard)
Lineage: Eukaryota; Metazoa; Chordata; Lepidosauria; Squamata; Lacertidae
Gene: OSBPL10
Product: oxysterol binding protein like 10
Cellular component (GO): membrane; cytosol
Molecular function (GO): cholesterol binding
Source: RefSeq, a predicted model, not a curated record
UGUUUCUCCGUCCCCUGCUCCUCCUCCUCCUCGCAUCGCCCAUCUGGGGUGGGAAUCUCCUCGCGCUCGCUCCCUGAGCGAGGCAGUGCUUCAUGGCCGCGCGCCUGGGCUGAGGGGCCGGGCUUGGAAGCGGGAACAUCGAGGGACGGGGCGGAUCUCUCCUCCGCCGGACACAAAGCGCCGCCGACGCCGCUGCUUUCCGCAAUCCCGGGAGGAGGAGGAGACGGCGACGGAGGCUGCCCCUCGGGUCUCUCUCCGGCCCUUCCUCGCGUAUGAGUCAGGUAUUUCCCAGCCCGCCGUCGGCAGCCGAGGCCGCCUCCUCGCGCUCUCCCCGCGCGCUCCAUGGAGAAGGCAGCGGCGGCAGCGGCGCAGGGCUGCGGCGGCGGCGGCGGGGACCCCGGAGCAGCAGCAGCAGCCCCGUCCAGCGGCGGCAGUAACAACAGCAGCCGCAGCAGCAGCCGCCCCACCUCGGCGGGCUCCUCGCCGUCCUCCUCCGCCAGCCGGGGAGGGCUCUCGGGCCGCCAAGGAGCAGCGGCGGCGGGUACACCAGCGGGGAGGCCGGAGGGAGGUGGCGGUGGCGGCAGCAGCAGCAGCCUCAGCUCAGCCGCGGCCAGCCCAGGAGGGAGCGGGGGGCUGGCGGCAGGCAGGACGACGGAGGCGGUGCUCGAGGGCUCUCUCAGCAAGUACACCAACCUCAUCCAGGGCUGGCAAAGCAGGUAUUUCAUGCUGGAUUUUGAGACUGGAAUCCUACAAUAUUUUGUGAACGAACAAAGUAAAAACCAGAAGCCACGAGGACUGUUAUCCUUAGCUGGAGCAGUAGUUUCUCUCAGCGAUGAAGCCCCUCACAUGUUGGUGGUUUACUCUGCUAAUGGAGAAAUGUAUAAACUCAGAGCCGGGGAUGCAAAGGAGAGGCAGUACUGGGUGACUCAGCUCCGAUCCUGUGCCAAGUAUCACACGGAAAAUAAUUUGAAGAGUACUCCAACCUCACGAAUGAAAAGCUCGUCUUUGUUGCCCCCUGGAACACCCAACUCCACAUCUUCUUCGAGUUCUCAGAAAAGCCUGAAUCAAAGUGGGCCACCAGUUGUCACCAUCACACAUCACAAAUCACCUGCAGCAGCCCGAAGAGCCAAGAACCAAAGUCCUGGACAGCUCAAUGAAGUCAGAGAGAUCAUGAGCCAGGUGGAGGGACAGCAGAAAAGCCUUGUGCAAGCCAUUGAAUCUCUCCCAGGUUCUGGUCCUCUUUCUGCCUUGGAUCAAGACCUGCUGCUUUUAAAAGCUACCUCUGCUGCCACCCUCAGCUGCCUUGGAGAGUGCCUACACAUGCUUCAACAGAGCAUACAGCAAACGAGCCAGCACAGUAACAGGAGAUUGUCUUCAGAAAGCUUUCUGGGAUGGCAUGGGCCAAAGUCACAUUCCACAGAGCAGCUGAAAAAUGGUGCCCUUAGUUCUUUGACAGUUGCUAGUGCCAAUCUUACGUGGCCAGGAGUCCCAUCUAAGCCGCAGGAGGCACAAACCAUAUCGUCUUUGUUGUAUUCCACUCGUGACUUGAUCCUAGUUGAAGAUGAGGUGACAGAUACUGAAGAUAAUGAAGAAGAAGAUAUAGGAGUCCUGGAAGAUCAACGCAGUGUAAUUCUUCACCUCAUCUCGCAACUCAAACUUGGAAUGGACCUAACUAGGGUAGUUCUCCCAACCUUUAUUUUGGAGAAGAGGUCCCUGCUGGAGAUGUAUGCAAACUUCCUGGCCCACCCUGACCUGUUUUUGACAGUUUCGUCCGGAAGCACCCCUGAGGAAAGAAUAAUUUACUUUGUGGAGUAUUACUUAACAGCCUUUCAUGAAGGCCGGAAAGGAGCUGUUGCCAAGAAGCCCUACAACCCAAUUAUUGGAGAAACUUUCCAUUGUUCUUGGGAUGUGCCUAAAGACAAAGUGAAGCAGUCAAGAACUAACUCUCCCUCUCCAAGCCCCAAGGGCAAGGCACCGCCACCACCAGAAAAGUACAAGCUGCGGUUUGUAGCUGAACAAGUAUCCCAUCACCCACCAGUCUCCUGCUUUUACUGCGAGUGCAAGGAGAAGAGGAUGUGUGCAAAUGUUCAUGUAUGGACCAAAAGCAAGUUCAUGGGAAUGUCUAUAGGUGUUUCUAUGGUAGGUGAAGGUAUUCUUUAUCUGCUGGACCACGGGGAGGAAUAUGUGUUCACGCUGCCUUGUGCCUAUGCUCGCUCCAUUCUUACCGUUCCUUGGGUGGAGCUUGGUGGUAAAGUGAACAUUCUCUGUGCCAAGACUGGCUAUUCGGCUACAGUCACAUUCCACACCAAGCCUUUCUAUGGGGGAAAAGUACACAGGGUUACAGCUGAGGUGAAGCAUAACCCCACCAACACCAUAGUGUGUAAGGCACAAGGGGAGUGGAAUGGCACGCUGGAGUUUACGUACAGCAACGGAGAAACCAAAAUAAUCGACACCACCAAGCUACCCAUCAUCCGCAAGAGGAUCAGACCGAUAGCAAAACAGGGUCCAUUUGAAUCAAGGCACCUUUGGCAACACGUUACGAACGCCCUGAGAGAAGGCAACAUCAGCGUAGCAACAGACCAAAAACAGCUUCUUGAGGAGAGGCAGCGAGUAGAGGAGAGGCAGCGAGCAAUUAGCAAUACGGUCUGGAAACCAAAAUAUUUCAUCAAAGAGGGUGAAGGGUGGAUAUACUUCGAUCCCCUCUGGAAGACUCAUUGAUAAUCAACUCACCUGGACUCAAAAGGAGCCCAUUUUCUAAGGCAUUAAAAGAUGCACUUUUUAAACUUCAGGUGUGAUCUUAGUCUUGCUAUAAAAGCUGCAUACUGUGAAUUAUGCAGCUCAAAACAGCUAAAAGCUCAAGUUUAUUGAAGAGCCAUUUUCUGUUCAUAUUAGAUAUAUGCACUUACAGUGUAUUGAUAUAUAGACGUCUAUUAUAUAACCCCCCCCCAAAAAAAUACAUGGACGAUGAUUAAAACUCAGUUCUUUUGCACUCAAGUCACAAUGUCCAUCACAUUGCUUGCAGGAUCAGCCUUCAUAUUGGUAAUUAACACUUUUUAGUAUUAUUAUUAGCUGAGAUUUUCAAUUUUUCACAUUGCCAAAAAAAGAAAAAAGGGUUUUGCACUUAAGGCCACUUGACACUGACAGCAGUCUCAUGGUCAAGCCUGUGGCUUUGUCGCUUUGUCUGACACAAGAAAAUGUCUUUUGUGCAUCCAUGCAAUAGAAUGCUUCUGUUCUGGUGAUUCACUCUCAAGCACUCAUUUCUUGACAUCAUGUAGGAAGACAGGAAUACCUAAGCAGCCUUGUUCAUCUGUUGCCCUCAUCUCAUCUUUUCAACUGUAUGCUGUGCACGCCCAUUUGUCAUUCUUUCUUUUGAAGACCCAGAUCCCCUUGGUGAGUCACUUGCCAGCUGAUGCAGCAGAGACUUCUGUUAAACCAUGCUUUUAGAGCUGGCUUCCUCAACCUUGGCCCUCCAGAUGUUUUUGGCCUACAACUCCCAUGAUCCCUAGCUAGCAGGACCAGUGGCCAGGGAUGGUGGGAAUUGUAGUCUCAAAACAUCUGGAGGGCCGAGGUUGAGGAAGCCUGCUUUAGAGCAGUCUUUCCCAACCAGUGUGCCUCCAGAUGUUUUGGGACUACAACUCCCAUCAUCCCUAGCUAGCAAGACCAGUGGUCAGGAAUGAUGGGAGUUGUAGUCCCAAAACAUCUGGAGGCACACUGGUUGGGAAACACUGCUUUAGAGACUAUUAAUUGUUCCUUCAAGUUAUAAGCAGAUUCGCCUCGUUUCUGUAUACCACUCUUUUGAGAUAAUAAUUGCUUUGAUACUUGUCCAAAUAGGGGGAUCGUAUGUGUAGCCCCUGAAGAAAAUAUCAGCUCUACAAUAGAGAUUUAAUUUAGAUGCUGAGACUAUACUACUUGGCAUAAGUUAAGGGUUUUAGAAAGUGGGGGAGGGGGGAAAUCCUGCACCAUAGUUUUUGUAGUGUAAGAGAGAUGCCCUAAAGUGUUAAGUGACUCCAAGGGUUGUCAGAGUAUUAUCCUGUCUACUAUUAAGUUUUUUUGGGUUUUUUGUAGGAAAUUUGUGGUCCAAUUUGUGGUUGUUCGGAAUACUGUUUAUCAGCUGCUGAGAAGAUAGAACAGGGGAGUAAAAAUCCAGCCCCUCCCCCAGCACCUAAUUUCUCAUUUCCUGGUUGAUGGCAUUUGGAAUAUCCCAAGAAGCACUGGGCAGUAGAAUUGUCUGCACAUCAGCCCUUUGAACACAUGUUACAGAUGCUUGACUAAGCAUAGCCAUGUUGAGGUGAUGGGGGUGCCUAUGUAUCCCUCUGAAUGGUUCAAUAGGUAAUUGCACUCUUAGAGCCAGCAGCCAUUCUCAUUUUUUCUCUCUCUCUCUCCCUUUCCCUCUCUUUUGUACAUACAUUUGAACCAUUCAUAGAUGUGAUUGGGGUGCAUGAAGGAAACCUAUUGGGAAGGAAUUGCAAAAUCCAUUUCAGAGUAGGAAAAGGGUCGCGUGAAUUUGCCAUGAGAUCGUUAGAGGAAGGAAUUCUAGUUGUGCUUCAGUUGUAGCUGCACAAUUGCUCGUAUUUCCUAAUGGUUAAAUAGGCUUGACUUAAAAUAAUGGAUCAGUGUAGAAGGUUCUCUGUGUAGUCCAUGGAAUCAUCUUUACAGUCCCCCUAAAUCAUUCUACGUAUUAGUUAGGAAUGCUGAUUUUUUUCUUUGUAUUAUUUUUGUGCCUUGUCUGCUCUGAUUCACUACUCACAGAUUGUAUAUUAAAAAGUAAAGAUACAUUAGUUAGCUUUUUAAUAAUUUUCUCAGCAGAAAUCUAAGGUGGCAGUCCAAACUAUACACAUAUAUCUAUAUAUAAAGGAAUGUAUUACAACUUUGCAUUAUCCUUGCUUUUAGCUCUUGCUUUUGAAGAGCAUCAACCAUUUUACCUGAAUAGCUAUGAAUCAAGCUCUACCUUUGUCCCUAUUUGUUGAAUACUUGUAUCAGCAUAUGAAAGCCAUUGUAUUUAUAAAAGCAAAUUUUUCUUAAAUGUCUUUAAACCACAUUUUAAAGGAGGGGAAAUGUACAUCCUCUGUAAUACAAAUCUUGUUUAAAAAGGAAAGUUUUAUAGAUACUGAUUUUCUGUUUUCAAAUUCUAAGUCUGAGUGGUCUCUAGUUGCAGCAGAACCUGAUUUGCACUGCUUGUACAAACUCUUGUUUUAAAGAGGUUAGCCUGUUAAGUAGUAAACAAAUGCUCUCAGUGUCACCUGAAAUCCGAAAGUAUCACCUCUCAGUACUUUAUUUUGCUCAUUCGCCAAAGAAAUUGUUACAUUCUCAGAUUACAUUAUUAAUGUUAAUUUGAAUGUCUAGGUUGUAUAUUCCCUUUCUGAUUUGAAAAUGGUUACCAGUACUGCAGGAUAAAGCUACAUUUGAAUGAACACUUUACAAUUCCUGGUGUAUUAAAGAGUCUUUUCUACUUAGCACUGCAUGGUUUUAAAAAAACAGUUUAAUGUUCUAGUAAAUACCUUACUUUCCUCAUGUCGGUUAAACACCUGCUUCCUCUACUGAAAUCAGCCAGAAUUUUAUUUUCCAACACUUAAGAGGUGCAGGCUCGUAUUUGGAUAAAGUUAAUCAACAAGAGAUUCCAAACAGGAAGCCAAGUGGACCUUCCCCUUGUGUUCCAACUUUAUGUACUACUCCUUGUAUUUCACAAUUACAAGAGAUUAUUUUGGAAUAUGAAGCAACAUGCCUUAUUUGUAAGUUAUUUCAUGUUUGUCUUGCACCUACAACUGAAUGAUUCUUUUCAGUGUAGAUGCUGUACACUUUGAAUGGUGUAAAUUUUGAUGUUCUUGCAGUUAAUCUUUGUGCACAGCUGUAGGACCUAUGCAAUUUUUUUCUUAAACACAACUGUUCGUAAACGAAUUUAUACCUAUUUGUUUAAGAUCCAGUUCUCUGGCAGUCACUUCUGAUUAGCCUUCCUUUCGUAAUUUUGUGAACUGAACUCACAAACGAAACACUCAAUAAAUUUUAUUUGAAUUUA